Molecule: messenger RNA, 1925 nt
Organism: Bombus impatiens (common eastern bumble bee)
Lineage: Eukaryota; Metazoa; Arthropoda; Insecta; Hymenoptera; Apidae
Exons: 5
Coding region: 384-1298 (304 amino acids)
Source: RefSeq, a predicted model, not a curated record
UCGUUCUCUCUUUUUCCCGCUAUCAAAAUUGAAUCUACGCCAAUAAAAAUUGUUCUAUAUGCCGCGCAUGCGCUCAAUAUCCUGGGAAAGUGCCAAUUAAAGAGAAGUUCGAUCCUAUGCAACGCAUCUAUACUUAGUAUCUUACUUAUGUAGAUAACUUUGAUUGCAAUGUGACAAAUUGCACUCUUUGCGAUGAGAUUAUACAGAAAACAUAACCAUCACCAUCAAUUGGGAGAAUCCAAAUUCGACCGUAUAUUUCUACCUUGCUAUCGUUAACUGUAAUUGCUUUGUCAAUUGCGUUAUCAGCUGAUAAUAAAAAGUUGUUUUAAAGUCGAACCAACAACCAUGACUUUUAGUGAGUACACGUAUUAGCAAGAUCAGAAAUGUCAGCACGUAAAUUUGUUAGGAUUAUUACACCUGAUAGCAUAGAAUAUCGUUAUUUUCCCAUCACAAAAUCUCGCCUCAGGCUGAGUAUGCAAGCUGCUCACGAUGCAAGAAUUUCCUUACGUACACAUUUGGGUGGAGACUCAAAUGUGUAUGAGAUUAUUAUUGGAGGAUGGAGAAACACAAUGUCAGCCAUAAAAAGGAAUAACCAAGAACAAGAUGUGGCAGAAGCAGAAACAAGAAACAUAUUAAAUGCUCAGUAUAUGUUCAAUAUUUGGAUUCAAUGGUGUUGUGAUGGAACUUUAAAGAUUGGUCGACAAAAUGGUGAUGUUUUUCUAGCAUACAAAGACAGAAAUCCGUUUGUUAUAAAUUAUAUAGGGGUUAGCACAGCGUGGGGUGCAACUGGUGAAUUUUUGAUAGAAGAAUCACCAUGUACAUCUCUAGUUGUUAGGCAACAAUUGGUAGACACUUGCUACUGUUGGGUAGAUUGUAACGAGUCAGAUGGUCUUCCACAAAAUGCUGUAAUGGCCUCAGAAGAUGGUUUGUAUAUAGGCCGUGUUCAUCACAGAGAUUCGAUCACACCUGGUGGUAUCAGAAAUAAUGUAUGUACAAUCCCAUGGGGUGGAGCCUCUCACGAUAAAAAAGAUUUUCAAAUAUUAUGCGGCAAAGAUGUGAAUUGGGUAAAAUCAUGGGAAGGAAGUGUUCCUUUGUACGCUCUUCCUGCCGGUGAAACCGAAGACGGCCACGCUCUUUUUAUAGGCAGAGUGUUACACGAAGGUGUAUAUCACAUAGGAAAAAUACAGCCGAAUCAUCAAAUAUGUUAUAUAGGCGUACACGGCCAUGAAGAACGUUACAUAGAUUAUGAAACUUUAGUCGUUUGUGAUUAUUACGCUGUGGAAUAUGUUGGUAGAUAAAAUUCUUUUUGUGGAAAAUAUUUAUUUUUCAUACGAGAUACAAAUUAUUUUUUUAUGUCAUAAAUAUUUAUAUGAUUGUAACUCUAAUUUAAUAGAGAUAAUAUAUAAAUUUAAAAGAGAAUUAUAAAUAGUAUUAUGACGAUAUUAAAGAAUGAUGAAACAUUUACUCAGAAAUCAAAUGGAAUAUAGUUUCAUAUUCAUUAAUUUAUUGUAAGCUUUCAUUGAAUGAUUCCAUUAAAAUUUUAUACGCAAUAUAACAUUGAAAGAAAACAAGAGAUAAAUUUAUUUAAUAUGUGUACAUUUAACUCCCACACUUUGAUGGUUGAGUCAUCUUAAACCCAGAUACUUUUCAAAUUAUGGAGAAGCAAAUUAAUUGAUCUUCAUGAUUUUGAAAAUUAUAGAUCAAUUUUUUAUGAGCAUAUACUAAAUGCCAUAAGGAGGGCUGGGAAAGAAGUUACAAAAAUAGUGUAACAAAAUUAGAAAAAAGAUCCCAAAAGCAUUCUGUAUGUAUAUACAUUGAAAAUGAUAAUAAAUAUUAUCAUAAUUGUAAUAAGUGUAAAUACUAUGUAGUAGAUGUGGUGACACAAGUACACAAUAAACAUUACUUAUUUAUAAUUUUGAAAUUUA